Sclerotinia sclerotiorum 1980 UF-70 is the source of this 942-nucleotide messenger RNA. RefSeq lists its product as hypothetical. The record is from RefSeq and is a predicted model, not a curated record. NCBI's taxonomy places the organism in Eukaryota, Fungi, Ascomycota, Leotiomycetes, Helotiales, Sclerotiniaceae. The transcript has a single exon. Bases 1 to 942 code for a protein of 313 amino acids.
AUGACAUCACACAGUGACAUUCGUGAAUCGGUUAGACAAAUCGACGAGGGUACUUGGCUUUUCGGGGGCACAUAUGUCGUACGCUACAACAAAAAACCAAGCGACGGCGAACAAAUGAGCAAGGAUUUCAUUGAUUAUAAAAUCUUCGAAGCGCUUGAAAUCGUACCAGACUCGGUUUCUAUCCCUUCGGACAGCCAUGUACGACUAAUUUGUGAUGCCGGAAAUGCAUCUGCGGUUUUCAGUUUCGGUGAUAAGAUUAUUCUCAAGGUCAAAAAAGUUCACGAGGACCAGCCGCGAGAAGAUGGGACGUUGGAAUUUCUAGAUAGACAAAAGCUUAGCUUCGAAUAUCCAUUAUUUCUGUGCUCUAUGGAAGUUGAGGACAGGAUCUUCAUGCUUGAAGCCCAUAUGUCCGGCGAGAGACUCAAUGAAGCAUGGUGGAAUAUGAGCGAGGAAAAGAAGGAACAUGUGGUGAAUCAGGUCGCUGAAAUCUGCAUGGAGCUCAAGAAUUUCCAGUCCUCUUCAAUGACUCCAAUCGACUUUAAGUGGAUGGAUCCUCUUCGCGAAUCGGGACAGCGAGACUGUCGAAUAGAAUCACUUCAAAAGCAUUGCGAAGCCUUGGGAAUAGACUGCUCCACUUUUGUCUUCUCUCACAAUGAUCUUGGUCCAACCAACAUUCUCGUCGACGGUGACAAGGUUGCGAUACUCGAUUGGGAGUUGGCUGGAUACUGUCCAUUGGCAUGGGUUCGCACCAAGUUUGCCGUCUGCGGAGCGUUGAAUGUAAGCCGGGUUCGCGACAAUGUGGUGGAUAUCGAUACUGAAUACAGAGUGCGAGUUGAGAAGAAGCUUGCAGAGAUGGGGUUCCCAGAGGUCACUGAGGCAUACGAGAAGAUGGACAAGGAACGUUCCGAGAAGUGGAUUGCGGCACGUCCAUGGCUUCAGUAG